Molecule: messenger RNA, 1485 nt
Organism: Peromyscus maniculatus bairdii (prairie deer mouse)
Lineage: Eukaryota; Metazoa; Chordata; Mammalia; Rodentia; Cricetidae
Source: RefSeq, a predicted model, not a curated record
GCCAAGAACUUAACUCCUCCCACCCUUCCUUCGGAACCCCGCGCACAGCGUUCUCACAGCCCAGUGACACCGAGACCCUCCCAGUACUCCGAUCCCUCGCUUCCGCCGCGCCUCAGACUCCGUCCCUCCACUGCACCCCGGCUCCUUACCUGGACCCCGCCCGUCCGAUGCCGGCUGGGAGCCUCGGCCCUCCCAGCUCCAGCUCCAGGCCGGGGCCGGGUCCCCGCCGCCAGCAGGCCCCACCCCCUCGACCCCCUGCGGCCCGGCCCUCCCCUCGCGUUCCUGUCCCCCUCCCGCCAGGCACCGCAGCCACUUCCGCCCGUCCUCCGGAAGUAGGAACCGGGCAACCGCUGGCUCCUCGCAUCCCGUCCAAUCGCCUGGCCCUUGCCCGCCCAUCAGCACCGCCGCCACGGGAGCACGGGAGACAUCCCUAUUCCUUUGUAAUACCUGAUAAUGUGCAGAACCACUCUCUACCAGGGACUCCCAGUGGCCACAGUAGGCUGAGACUCAGGUGGAAAGCAUGCUUACAUUAAUUAUGCAACCAAUCUGGCCACUUAUUCUUUGAACUCCUAAAGGAUCUUCUCCAAGUAGUUGUUUCUUCUUUGUCCUGGGAGCAGCUUCUCUCAUGUCUAUAAAGCACUUAUAGUUUACAAAUGUUCAUUCUUCCUGUGUGUAAUAGUAAAAGUAACCUUGCAAUCCAGGGCUAAGCUUGUGGAAAACAGCACUCAAAUCUCAGUAGCUUAUAAAGAAAAUUGAUAAUUUUCUCAUGCUAUCAGAUGCAGCACUGCUUCAGGCUAUGGACCAAUUUAGAGUUGUGUCAUUUAUUUCUCUGAUUCUUUUCACCAAUGGCUACCCAACUGAGACUCAACUCAUGAAGGAUGGCAGCAGUGCCAAUUGCAAACAGAAACAAAAUCCUUGGGUGAGAUCCAAGGUCUCAGCCCAAAACUGACACACUAUCAUUUCUACUCACACUCCAUUGGCCAGAGCCCAACCUUAGUGAGGUGAGGGCAUAUGAUCUAUCUUGGUGAAUCUUGUAAAGAGCAAGGAGAGAAAGAACUGUAGGCAAAUAUACCUUAGCUUCCCUUGAGCUUGGUAUAUAUUUGUAUCUAAGGUCUGGCUAAAAGAGUAUGAAAAAUUGUGGUAUACCACUUCUUGCCCUUACUGGUCUAAGAACCACCUUUUCUUUGCAUGCCAGCUGGAAAUUCAAUAGAACUACAGAUACUGGUGGAAUGGCUAUCCUGCAAACCUACCUCUGGCCUGUUACAAGUAUCUUAUUCAUACUUACAGAGUUUGGCAUCUCAGUUAUAGUGCCUUAGAACCAUCACUAGUGUAUAUUUCAUUCAUUCAGCAACUAUUCACUAGAGGUCUUCUUGUGCCAUGGAUCAUGCUUGGCCUUGGAGAAAUGACAAUGAGCAAGAUCAUACUUGGCUGUUUUGUAUCUUGGAUGACACAAAUCUUGGCAUGAAUAAAUUGUAUAGAACUAAA